Rotaria socialis is the source of this 930-nucleotide messenger RNA. The record is from the annotation of a GenBank genome assembly. Lineage: Eukaryota; Metazoa; Rotifera; Eurotatoria; Philodinida; Philodinidae.
AUGACAUUGCCUGAUAAACAAGUAGAAUAUUUCUUUCUUGAAACUGUACUUUAUUGGUCAUCAAAUAAUUUUAUUUUUCUCAAAGGUGAGGAAAUUAGCGAUUCACAACCUAUGGAACUAUGUUUAGAAUCUUAUCUUGAACGAUGGCUUAAUGUUGCUGAAAAUCUAAGCUCAUGUUUAUUAGCAUUGCUAUCACGUCUACAAACUAUUAAAUGGUCACAUCUAUCACUUGUACGUGUAUUAUAUUCAUUACAAACAUUUGCUUUGAAUCAUCAAAAUCAAUCUUUAUUAAAUGAUGAACAUAUUAAAAUAUUUUCGUCAUUAAUAUUAACACAAUUUAAUACAUAUGCGCCAGUUCUUCAAUUUCUUUCAUCCGAAGAUUUAAAUGCAUCAUUAGAUACUCGGCUGUUUUCGCUUGAUAAUACUUUAUUAGAAUAUCGUCAAACAGCAUUUUUACUUGAUCUUCUUGAUAAUCGUAAUACAGAUAUAUUAAAAACAAUAUUUAAUCCAUUAAUUGAAAAUAUUCGAACAGCCUAUCAACGUCCAUAUAUGUCAAUAAAUAAUGUUCGAAGAUCAAUUGAACUUUUUUCGGGUUUAAUACAAGAAAAUUAUUUUCAUUCAUCAAAUUUUAUUAAAGAUUGGCUUUCAUCAAGUAUUCGAUUAGUUGUACGAGAAAGUUUAAAUUUUAUUAAAAUACAUUCCCUUCUACCAUUACUCGAUCAACCCAAUAUCAGCAUUCCACAAGCCGAUAUGUUAAUUGCUAAACAUUUAUUAAUUGCUAAUAAUAUAUCAUCAGUGGAUUUAUGUGAUAAUAUCAUCGAUGAUUUAUUUAAAGCAUCACCAAGAGAACUAUACCUUAUGCCUUUCGUGCUAUCGGCGGUGUCUUACUUCGUCAAACACAAACAACGAAUGAAAUUAAAUGUAAACUAA